CGGAAAGGAACAAACAAAUACUAUCCGCCAGACUUUGAUCCGGCUAAGCAUGGUUCUCUCAAUGGUUACCACAAAACACAUGCCCUGCGGGAGCGGGCUAGAAAGCUGUCCCAGGGCAUCCUCAUCAUCAGGUUUGAAAUGCCAUACAACAUCUGGUGUGAUGGCUGCAAGAACCAUAUAGGCAUGGGUGUCCGAUACAAUGCAGAGAAGAAGAAAGUGGGCAACUACUUCACCACACCUAUCUACAGGUUCCGGAUGAAGUGCCACCUGUGUGUCAACUACAUCGAAAUGCAAACAGACCCAGCUGCAUGCGACUAUGUCAUCGUCAGUGGCGCCAGCCGGAAAGAGGAGCGAUGGGACAUGGCCGACAAUGAGCAGAUACUCACCACCGAGCGUGAAGAGAAGGAGAAACUGGAGACGGAUGCCAUGUUUAAAUUGGACCAUGGCGGGAAGGACAAGGAGAAGCUGAUCAAGGCGCUGCCUUCAUUGCUAGAGCUGCAGGACCACCAGGCCGGGUGGAAAGAUGACUUUCAACUCAACAGCGCCCUACGCAGGAAGUUCAGGACAGAAAAGAAAUUAAUGGUGGAAAAAGAGGAGAAGGAUGAUGCAGUGAGGGCAAGGACCAACCUGAGUAUACCGCUGCUUCCUGAGCGCAAAGAGGAUCAGAGGCUGGCAGCACUCCUCAGCUUGCAGACACCAGAAUCAUGCGAGGACAGACAGCGCGGAAAACGGCAGGAGAUCUCCUCACGCUCAUGGUUCAACACAACCCCAGGGGGUACCACCACUACAACCUCCACCACAUCUGGAAGUCUCCUUCAAAAGCUGGGCCUUCAGGGCAAAGAGGUGGCCAUUGCCAAGGCUUUGGGCUCCUCACGGACACCCCUGAUACGCAGGAAGUCACACUCCCAGGAGUUGACGCCAUCGACGUCGUCACAGGAAAAUGUAAAUAUUGAGCAGGACACAAGUGCGUCAAGUUUGGGUUCCCUCGUGCCCAGUUACAGUGACUCAGACUCAGACCAUGGUCAUUGA
This is a messenger RNA of Nerophis lumbriciformis (worm pipefish), 1029 nucleotides long. The record is from RefSeq and is a predicted model, not a curated record. Lineage: Eukaryota; Metazoa; Chordata; Actinopteri; Syngnathiformes; Syngnathidae.